CUGUUUAUAGGCUGCGCAACUUCAACGCCGCCAGGUGUUCAAACAGCCUCUCAUUAAUCAAGUGCAGUGAAAUGAGAGGUGAUUAGUCCAAGGCGGCGCCUUUACAUUCUGGGCUGGUGGACACCUGCUGAUCUCAGCCAUGCGUCAGGAGCUCAUACGGGCUAUUUAUAGGGUUGAGGAUGGUGGUCUGCAGAGUUUGUUGCUCUCGCUUGGUGCACUGAUUUGCACAUUGAGUUCACAUUGCACGUUUAAGUUGUUUCAUAGUGGUGUUUGUGUAUCCUGUGUUUUUGGUCCCAGUCCCUUCACUAAAAAUGGAAGACGUUUCUCAUCCUUCACAAUCGGAUGUUGAGCAACCACAGCCCCCUGUUAAUCACAGUAGACCAUUUUUCUAUGUUCAACCACCAUCUCAGCCUUAUUUCAUGUAUCAGUGGCCUAUGGAUCCAUUUGGACAAUAUGGCUUCCCAGGACCAGCGUUUCCAUUUGGGCGUCCUUCCAUGCCUCCGUAUCCAUUUAUGCAGUACCCUGGUUAUGUGGUCCCACAUGCACCCAUGCAGCCAACGGAUUACAGGAGGAUUACCCCAUUCUUUCCUUCUGUUGCCUCUUAUGAUCUCCGUUUCCGUCAGCACUUCCAGCAGAUGAGCAUGCAUCGAGAGACCACGUCAUCCGAAGCCCAGACGGAGCCUGGAGAUCUGGUUAGUAAACUGAUGGAUGACUUGGAAGGGCUUCAAGCAUGUGACAAGUCUAGAGCCCAAGUCAAGGAACCCAAUGUGAUGGCUUCCUCAACUCCUGCUGUUGUCACAUUCACUCAUGAGGUGGAGAAGAUGAACUACAGGGAGAAUGAGUUAAAUAUGAAGCCUGUUUCUCAGCUUGAUCAGGCAGACCUGGAUGAUUUGGUGAACCCGGUGAUGCUCAGUGACUCUGCUGUAUAUGAUGCAGAGUCGAGCCAGGGCCAGCUAGAGGAGUGUGUGUUGUCAGAUGUGCUGCCUCUUGACAGUUCCUCUGUUCGUGAUGAAAGUCAGAGACGGGGCCAAGAGUACAGACAAGGAGACUUGGAGAUGCCAUGCUUUCAGGAUGAGAAAUCUGGCACCAGUAAUGUUGGCGAUGGAAGCCAUUCAACUGAAGUUCAAGAUUCUGGAGCUCAUACUUCUAAUUGCAAUGGGACCUCUGAUCUAUGUGAGGAUAAGACCUCUAUCCAAAGUGAGAAGGUUGAGAAUUUGUCUCUAGGUUCUGUGGAGGUUACCAAGCCUCUGUUGCAGAUGACUGCAGACUGUGAUCUGCCAUAUCAAAUUCUCCACCUUCCUUGCAAUAAGUCUACCACUGGCUUGUUGCUUCAGAAAGAGGCUGACUCGUUGCUGUACAUGGAUGCUGCAUCUGUGCUGUUGCCUUCUAAAAGAUACACUUUUGGCAGCCCAUACACCCAUAACUACUACCCUCUGGUGGCUCCUGAGCGGCAGAGUGUCCUCAGCCCUUCGUUAGAUGAGCUUUCCUCCAGGGAUGAGAUGUUCUCCACUGAUGUUGAAGAUGAACUAGUAUCUGGGCAAGCCUACAUUGAUGGUGGCAAACUGGCAGAAACCAGUGCUGUUCCCAUUCACUCUAAAAUGGAUCCUGCAGAUAAACCAUGCUCUGUCUGUGCCAAAACAUGUGCCUGCUGUGGAGCAAGCAUUCCAGAUGAAGACCUCAGUCCUGCAGAGGUGUUGGAUCAAGACUGGGACUAUGAGUUGGAGGAAGAUACUGAGGUGCCAAGUACUGGUGAUGCCCAGAAAGCAGUGUUAAGGCAACAUCUAUCCAGGCAUGAAUUAUCACCUUGUGCUGAGGUUUCCAAACACAAAACCAGGAAGGUGCUCGAGGUUUCAGAGCCAAGUGGGCAGGACCAAGACCACAGCAGAGGAGAGUGUGGUGAGCUGCUUCAUCAUGCUACUAAAGGAGACAAGAGUCGAGGCAAAGCUCAGAAGGGUACCCAGUCCAGAUCUUACUCUGAACACUUUCAGAGAGAAGGUCCAGGAGAGAUGACCGACCAAGAGAACUGGACUGGCUGCAGCGGCAAGCAGAGAUCACGAUCCUGCAGGCCAGCCAGCGUUCAAGAAAAAGGCAGACCUUCAAGACGAAGGCCUUCUUGCAAGACCCUUGCUCAGCAGAGGCCAAGGAGAAAUGAAUAUGAUGACCACAAUGAGGCAGAGCUUUCCUACUGCCAAAGGGGUAGAGGAUCAAUGAAGAGAAGAGGCACAAGAUACUAAGUGAUGAGCACUGCUAUAAUACUUGAGUGUAUUACCUAAUAUUAGCACUCUUGCACUAUGGAAUACACAAGCAUGUUAUAAUAAAUAAACGAGCACUGGUAUUUAUGUGAAUAAGGGGUAAUACUGAAAUGAAUGCCUUGCUGCAGAUGACUGCAUUUCCAAUGCUCACACUGUUAUUUUGAGUGCUGUGCACUCAUCUUAAUCCUGCUGAAGGAUGACUUCCCUGGACCAUUCCUUGACGUGCUAGACUCAUUCCUGUGUGCUUAUGGCUGGAUCUGGGAGGUGUGGAUCGAGCCUGUUCACUGCUGCCUUUGCUUGUCAAGGUCUGCUUCAUUGAACCCGUUCUCAGAAUAUGUUUCGAAGGCUGGGCAUUAGAAAUGCAGCAGGAAACUUAAAACUUGGCUAAUUGUAUCGGCAGUCUGGCUGAGCCUAGCCCAGACUUGUCAUUUUAUUAUUGUAGUGUGACCGGUUUUAAACCUGUAAUGCAGUGUAAUGUUGAUGUACAGAUGUGUUGACUUGCACAGUG
Messenger RNA from Neoarius graeffei (lesser salmon catfish), 2760 nucleotides. RefSeq names its product bucky ball (gene buc). NCBI's taxonomy places the organism in Eukaryota, Metazoa, Chordata, Actinopteri, Siluriformes, Ariidae. The transcript is spliced from 7 exons. The record is from RefSeq and is a predicted model, not a curated record. Bases 312 to 2234 code for a protein of 640 amino acids.